AUGGCAGACAUGAUUGGGUUGCUGGUUGAGACGCGCCCGCCCGCGAGGAAGAGGAGAAGAGUCGUCAUAUCCUGUUUCGAAUGCCACCGGCGAAAGCAAAAGUGCGACAGAGAGCUGCCGUGCGGGAACUGCGUCGCCCGAAAUCGAGAAGCGAGCUGCGCCUACGAGGCCAGCGCACCGACAUCCAAGACCCUGAAAGAAAACGGCGUAGCGGCGGGAGGUGCUCCCGGCGACAGAUCGCGCCCGACGGAGAGCCCUCCGCGGGCGCACGCGACCGGCGACGGCCCCGCACGACGCGGCAGCGGCGACGAUCCGACGCUGUCCUCCAUGGCCGCGGCGCUAGGCUACUCGCAGACGCGGCCAUCGACGCUGAGCCUGCUGCGCACCAUUGAGACGGCCGACCAGCAGCCGGGCGGCGGCGGCGCAUCAUCGCGGUACCGCGGCGCGGACUCGAGCGCCGCCGGCGAGCUGGCCCCGAUUCGCGAAAAGUACAAGGGCCUGGUGCGGCAGCUGCCCGCCAAGACGUACAUUGACCGGCUCGUCAGCAUGUACUUUGAGGACCUGCACCACCAGUACAACUUUGUCGACCAGGACACCUUUUUCGAGCAGCUCGACGAGUGGAACCGCUUGCCGUUUACGCUGCUCUCGUCGCCCGAGGGCCUGCGGCCCGCCAUGCGCUUCUUCCCCGCGCUGCUCUUCCAGAUCCUCGCCACGGCGCUGCUGCUGUUGCCGCCGGGCACCCCGGACCCCGUCUUUGACUCGCUCAAGUACGCCGGCGGCAUGACGUUUGAGAACCUCGCGACGGAUUACAGCGAUUCCGGCGCGGCCAUUGUCAACCUGUUUGGCAAGAACGCGCUGGACGAGGUGACGGUGCAGGCGCAGUUUAUACGUGCGCUGUUUCAAAAGUACACGGCGCGUGUAAUUGAGUGUUGGCAUGGCAUUGCCGCAGCCAUCCGGGACGCUCAAGAAUUGGGCAUGCACCGCGACUCUCUAGAUCCGAAACCUGAAGACUCGAGCGUCGAAAGCAUACUGAAAAACCAAUGGCGCAUAUUACAUAGAAGGAAAAUGUACAUGAUGCUCGUCUCAUGGGACAUCAACAUGGCCGUCUUCCUGGGCCGUCCAGGCAGCGUUGUGUGGGCGCACGGGCUUCCUUCGCUCCCCGUCGACGCGCCGACGCCGCUGGACUGCGCCAAGACGCCGAUCGAGUCGCGCGACCAGGCAGUCGAUCCGCCGACGCUCAUCACGCGGCAGCUGUUCCUCUUCAAGAUUGGCGAGGCGCUCCGGUACGUGCUCGACCUCGAGCCGGACGGGUCGCACCCCAAGGACUUUUCCAAGGUGGACCACGUGCACCAGCUGAUGGAGGCGCUGCGCGACGACACGCCGGCGGCGUUCCGGCUCGCGAACCCGGACCGGCGCUGGGACGAGCACCCGGCGUGCGCGGGGUGGAUCCACCAGUCGCGGCUGUACCUGGAGCAGCUGCACUACUUUGGCAUCAUGGCGCUGCACCGGCCGUACAUUUUCCACCGGCGGGCGAGCCGCGUGGCGGCGCUGCGGGCCGCCGUCAACAUGCUGGGCAUCCAGCGGCAGACGUUUGACGGCCUGCCGCUGAUCCAGUGGCGCGGGUUCCACCUCUUCUUUGGCAGCUUCGACGCCGUCGUCGUCAUCGCGUCCAUCUUCAUCCUGUUCCCGCACGAGAGCCCCGAGCUGCGCGACAGCGCCGUCCGGCGCUUCCACUGGACCAUUGCCAAGUUUGAGGCCAUUCGCGAGCACAAUUCCGUGGCGCGCGCCGCGCAGGGCGUUCUGACCGCCAUUCGCUCGCGCUUCAUCAAGGCCAUUGGCAGUGGGACGCCCGGGCCGAGCCCCGACACAGAGGCCGGCGCCGCAGACCAGACGACGCCGGACAGCGGCCGACUAGACCCGGCGGCCGGCGGCGGCAGCAGCAGCAGCAGCGGCCUCUCGACGAAUGACGUGUCGCUGGGCAUCUCGCCGAGCGCCGGGAGCAGCGCGGCGGAACCCUGGGGCGCGGCCGGGUGGUCGCUGCCGGAGGCCAGCCUGGCCUCGCUGGCGCCCAUGUACCCGACGUCGGAUCUGCUCUUCAACGACCUGAUGGUGAAGCAGGGUGAGGCGGACCUGGCAAACUGCACGCUGGACGCCAUCGGCGCGCAGCAGAUGGCUGGUGAUGGGUUCGGCAUGACGUGUCAGUUUGAUGGCGACUUUGCGGCGGAUAAUACGUUCUGGCAGUUCCUGAACCACUUCAACCCCGAGUUUACGAGUUGA
Messenger RNA from Cordyceps militaris CM01, 2277 nucleotides. Its product is annotated as Fungal transcriptional regulatory protein. The transcript has 4 exons. NCBI's taxonomy places the organism in Eukaryota, Fungi, Ascomycota, Sordariomycetes, Hypocreales, Cordycipitaceae. Bases 1 to 2277 code for a protein of 758 amino acids. Gene Ontology annotation, molecular function: DNA binding; DNA-binding transcription factor activity, RNA polymerase II-specific; zinc ion binding. Gene Ontology annotation, cellular component: nucleus. The record is from RefSeq and is a predicted model, not a curated record. Gene Ontology annotation, biological process: regulation of DNA-templated transcription; DNA-templated transcription.